Messenger RNA from Thalassophryne amazonica, 1440 nucleotides. It is a transcript of the gene kera, whose product is annotated as keratocan. The record is from RefSeq and is a predicted model, not a curated record. Gene Ontology annotation, molecular function: protein binding. The transcript has 3 exons. NCBI's taxonomy places the organism in Eukaryota, Metazoa, Chordata, Actinopteri, Batrachoidiformes, Batrachoididae. The coding region runs from base 237 to 1268 and encodes 343 amino acids.
CCCAACUCACUCACAGUCGUCCUCCCACAUGCUCCGUCCCCUUGCUUCAACCACUGCAUGUCCAAGGUGCAGCCUUUUGGGAAGUGCAUCAAUGACAGUCCAAGUCUUACAAGACUGCAAUUUGCAGAAAUUGUAACAAAGGAACCUGCUGAGACUGACGGUCAUUAAGAACGAGAAGUGCAGAAAAGCCUACACUCAUCUGGCGGCACACUGGAACACACAGGUUAAGCGGUAAAAUGGCACUUCUUCUGAGCAUUUUUUGCAUCUUGUGUCUGGUUGGACCCAUUCUCAGCCAGGACAUGCCUUAUGAGGAAUUUGUAGCCCAAAUCCAAGCCUGCCCGAAACAGUGCCGUUGCUCACCCAGCUUCCCUCGUGCCGUUUACUGUGACAACAAAUCCCUAAAGAGCAUUCCUAAAAUCCCCCCAUAUACAUGGUACCUCUACCUGCAGAAUAACUUAAUUGAAGUGCUGUCAGCAGAUGCCCUGCGUGACGCCAAACAACUCCGCUGGCUGAACCUGAAUCAGAACAGAAUCACAAGUGAGGGUGUGGAAGAAGAAGCCCUGAAGGGAAUGCCCUACCUCGCACAUCUCUAUAUGGAUGACAACCUCUUGUCCUCUGUGCCAUCUCCCCUACCAACCAAUCUGGAACAUUUACGACUUUCUCGCAACCGUAUCUCCAAGAUCCCCGCUGGCAUCUUCAAUGGUCUAGACCAGCUUAACCUCCUGGACCUUCAGGGGAACAAAUUGAUGGAUGAUGCUGUAACUGAGGUGAGCCUGAAAGGACUUAACAACCUGGUUCAGAUCAAUCUGGCAAAGAACCAGCUGAGUAGCAUGCCUGUUGGCCUACCAGACACCACAACCCAACUGUUUCUAGAUGGCAAUAACAUUGACAAAAUCCCCGCUGACUACUUCAAAAGUUUGCCCAAAGUUGCAUUCGUCAGGCUCAAUCACAACAAGCUUGACAGCAGCGGAGUUCCCAGGGACGUGUUCAACGUCUCCAGCAUUUUGGACUUGCAGCUGUCCCACAACCAGCUGACCGAACUGCCCCUCAUUCACUCAGGCCUUGAACACCUUUACCUUGACCACAACAAGAUCAAAAGUGUCAGUGGUCCCAAUGUCUGCCCUGUUUCCCUUGAGACUAUGGAUGACACAGAGGCCGAAAAUGUUCCUCGGCUGCGCUACCUCCGACUGGAUGGCAAUGAGAUUAAGCCACCAAUUCCCAGGGAUGUCAUCCUCUGCUUCCGUCAGCUAACAUCCAUUGUCAUCUGAAUGGGAAAUUUGCUUCUGGUCAAGUCCCAGCAACCAAAUACUUGUUAAUGUAGAUGCUCCUGAGAUUUGGAGCCAUAUGUCAUCAUUUGUGACUGUAAUUUUUCUAAAGCAUAUUUGUUAAACUCAUACAUUUGACACUAAUCUGGAUCAAUAAUUUUGUUGGUUUAAAUUA